UCAUCUGGUUGGUUAGACAGAGAAGGAAGCAAGCAGCACAGAGAUAAGGGCAGAGAGAGAGAGAGAGAGAGAAGCUGUGAGCUCGUUGCCGCAAGUCUGCAACUGCGAGGAGAGGAGGAGGAGCAAUAAAUAGAAAAUUAAUGGUCGGAUCGAGCUAGCGGCUCAUGGCGGCGUUUGCAGGCGGCGCCCUAGAAUUCCUCCCCUCCCGCUGCUGCUGCUGCACCCACUCCCACCUCUUCUUCUUCCUCCUCCUCUUCUUCUUUAUAUAGCCCAUCCACCUCUCCUCCUCACCACCUCAAAAAGGCACCACCACCAUCACCACCACUAGUGCUACCUAAGCUAACCCAAGAACCUCUCUUCCUCCUCCUAACCCUUGUUACUUAGACCCCGAGUCCCCGAUUAGGAGAGGAGGAAGAAGAAGGAGUGGAAAUCUCUCUACAAAAAGAGGAGAAUUCUAGCUAGAGGGGAUAAUAAUUAAAGGGGAGAUCGAAGAAGAAGAAGAAGAAGAGCAGGAGCUAGCUGGUGUUGCACUCGAGGUUUCUGGAUGGGCGGCGCAUGGCGGGAUUCUCUCUGAGGGGAGGAGGAGGCGGAGGCGGAGGAGGAGGGGGCGGCGGCAGUGGGGGGAGGGGAGGCGAACGCGGCGAUCAUCACGCCAUAGGGGCCGACAGCCUGUUCCUGUACGCGCGCGGCGCGGCCGCCGCGGCCGCCGACACGGCGGGCAGCGGCGGCGGGGGUGGGGGGAUAGGGUUCCAGCUAUGGCACCCGCACCAGCAGGCGGCGGCGGCGGCCGCGGCCGCGCCGCACACGUCGCAGUUCUUCUCGUCCGGCGUGGCCACCGGCGUCGUGCUGGGCUUCUCGUCGCAUGACGGCGGCGGCGGGAUGGGCGGCCCCGGCGGAGGCGGCGGCGCCGGUGGCGGCAGGGCGGGCACCAGCUGCCAGGACUGCGGGAACAACGCCAAGAAGGACUGCUCCCACCUCCGGUGCCGCACCUGCUGCCGGAGCCGCGGCUUCAGCUGCCCCACCCACGUCAAGAGCACCUGGGUCCCCGCCGCCAAGCGCCGGGAGCGCCAGCAGCAGCUCGCCGCGCUCUUCCGCGGCGCCGCCGCCAACAACAGCGCCAGCGCCGCAGCGGCCGCGGCCGCCGCGGCUGCCAGCAAGCGCCCCCGCGAGCUCGUCCGCUCCCUCGGCCGCUUGCCCUCCGCCAACACCGGCAUGGUCACCACCACCUCCUCAGGCGAGGGAGACGGGAGGUUCCCACCGGAGCUGAGCGUGGAGGCGGUGUUCCGAUGCGUUCGGAUCGGGCCGGUGGACGAGCCGGACGCGGAGUUCGCGUACCAGACGGCGGUGAGCAUCGGCGGGCACACGUUCAAGGGGAUCCUCCGUGACCACGGGCCGACGGACGAGGCGGCGGGGCAACUGCCGCCGUCGUCGGCGGAGUACCACCAGCUGACGGGUCAGGGGAGGGAAGAAUCGUCGCCGGCGGGGAGCAGCGAGGCGGUCGGCGGGCACGGGGCGGCGACGGCGGUGACGUCGGCGGCGGUGCUGAUGGACCCCUACCCGACGCCGAUCGGCGCCUUCGCUGCAGGCACCCAGUUCUUCCCUCAUAACCCUAGAACCUAGCAAGCUAUCUAUCUAGCUAGCUACUUCUUCCAUGAUCAUCACAUCAAUUGCUAGUUUCAUUUGCAUUAUCUCAACGAAGACGAUGAGCUCCGAUUCUCAUCUGCGUCUCCAGCCACCAUGAUCGAGCAACCAAACAAGAACAACAACAAGAAGACGACGAUUAAGAGAUUAAUUAUCAAUUUGUUAUUUCAGCCGAUGAAUUGAAGAAACACUAAUGCAUCGAGUUCGAGCAUGCCAUUAGCUAGAGCUAGCUAGUACUGCUGCUGCUGCUGCUGCUUGUCGAUGAGCUUAUUAAUUCCGAGUUUUAUUAAUUAAUGACUUAAUUUAAUGCAAUGCAAAGAGAGCAAAAAAAAAAAAAACAAGAACUAAGUGUAGCUUCCUUUAAUUCCUCUCCAAUGAUGAUACUAUCGAACUUGUUCUAAUUUAAUUCACUUUCUCCCUUGAUUAA
Oryza brachyantha (malo sina) is the source of this 2068-nucleotide messenger RNA. Its product is annotated as protein SHI RELATED SEQUENCE 1. Lineage: Eukaryota; Viridiplantae; Streptophyta; Magnoliopsida; Poales; Poaceae. The transcript is spliced from 3 exons. The record is from RefSeq and is a predicted model, not a curated record. Gene Ontology annotation, cellular component: nucleus. Bases 556 to 1620 code for a protein of 354 amino acids. Gene Ontology annotation, biological process: positive regulation of DNA-templated transcription. Gene Ontology annotation, molecular function: DNA-binding transcription factor activity; DNA binding.